AUGAUAUCCACAAGACCGUCGGAUUCAGCAACUGUGGUAGAUACUGGAAAUAUCAAUAGUAAAAAUGAACGCAUCAUGAAGCUACAAGUUGUACUGGAUUACAAUGAAGGAAGAAUAGGUACUGAUUUAUCUGAUCAGCUAUCAUCAUAUUACACGUGCCUCAGGCGGUCAACAAAGUGGUACCGAAAGGUAGCAUUUGAAUUAUUUUUUUGGACGGCACUGGUAAACAGCUAUUUGAUAUACAAGGAAAACUACGCAGCAAGCAAAGUGACCAUUCUGCAAUUUCGUGAAAGUCUUGUCCGAUCUUUACUGCUUGGCAUGCCAUUCGAGAAGCUGAAGUCGGGUCCAAGACAAACAUCAAUAGGUCAAACGAAACGCAAACUUGCUGAUCACAAACUUGAAGAAAAAGAAGGAGCUGCUCGUGAUGUCCGAAGACGUUGUGUUGUUUGUUACGAGAAAAAUAGGGAACAACAACCAAGAGAAGCGUGUCAUUAA
Molecule: messenger RNA, 495 nt
Organism: Rotaria socialis
Lineage: Eukaryota; Metazoa; Rotifera; Eurotatoria; Philodinida; Philodinidae
Source: the annotation of a GenBank genome assembly